ACGCUCGAUAGCUAGAACAACAACAACAGCUGCCAAUUCCAGUGUGAAUGUAAGAUCAAGAUUUCUAACAUAUUCUGUAAUUGUUCCUUAGGUUAACAUUAGUAGUGGGAUUAUUUGUCCACGUCCACCAGAUCGUGUGUAAACAAUAUCCAUUUGAGCUAACGUUAGUUAGCUUGCUUACUAAGUUACCCAUUAAAACGGCUAGCCAAGCUAACUAGCUAUCUGUCAUACCGAGCAACCAUCCAUGUCUGAACCCAAGUCCCCGGGUUCUUACUGUGGUGUUCCAGCACAGAUAAGCUCACAGUGGGGUCCAGAGAUGGUCUUAGUGAAGCUGGAGGACUGUAGUCAACCAUUGGAACUCAAUGUGAUAGUCAAAGAGGAGAGAGAAGUCAAAAAAGAGGUAGAGAUUAAAGAGGAGGGGAUGGCCCUCAAAGAGGAGGAGGAGGAGGAGGAGAUGGCCCUCAAAGAGGAGGAGGAGGCGGAGAUGGCCCUCAAAGAGGAGGCGGAGGCGGAGAUGGCCCUCAAAGAGGAGGGGGAGGCGGAGAUGGCCCUCAAAGAGGAGGCGGAGGCGGAGAUGGCCCUCAAAGAGGAGGCGGAGGCGGAGAUGGCCCUCAAAGAGGAGGCGGAGGCGGAGAUGGCCCUCAAAGAGGAGGCAGAGGCGGAGAUGGCCCUCAAAGAGGAGGCGGAGGCGGAGAUGGCCCUCAAAGAGGAGGCGGAGGCGGAGAUGGCCCUCAAAGAGGAGGCGGAGGCGGAGAUGGCCCUCAAAGAGGAGGCGGAGGCGGAGAUGGCCCUCAAAGAGGAGGCGGAGGAGGAGAUGGCCCUCAAAGAGGAGGAGGAGGCGGAGAUGGCCCUCAAAGAGGAGGAGGAGGCGGAGAUGGCCCUCAAAGAGGAGGAGGAGGCGGAGAUGGCCCUCAAAGAGGAGGAGGCGGAGGCGGCGGAGAGAGCAUUCAAAAAUGAGGCGGAGGAGAGCGCAUUCAAAGAGGAGGCGGAGGAGAGAGCAGUCACAGAAGUGGAGAACAGGGAAGAGGAGGACGAAGUAGAUGGUAACACUGACCCAGGAGAGAUCUCCAACCCAGGUUCAGACAGUGAGCCCAGUUCCACAGCAUCAGGAAACCAUAAACAACACAGACGGAGGAACUCAAGACAGAAACAUCACCACUGCAUGGACUGCUUCACUAGUUUCUAUGAGCCAGAGGAGUUGAGAAGGCACACUUGUAGGCCCCGCUCCUGUUCAGAUUGCAGUGGCAGCUUUAUUUGCCCAACUCACCUCAAAUCAAAACAGACUCAAAAAAGGAGGAAGGUGUACCCAUGUGGUCAAUGUGGGAAGAGAUUUCAAACACCAAGCAAACUAAAGACGCACCAGAGAACUCACACAGGAGAGAAGCCAUACCAAUGCACUGUUUGUGGGAAGGGUUUCAGUCAGUCGAACCAACUAAAGACACACCAGAGAACUCACACAGGACAGAAGCCUUACCACUGCUCUCAGUGUGGAAAGAGUUUCAGUUGGUUACACAGCCUGAAGACACACCAGAUAACUCACACAGGGGAGAAGCCUUGCCAUUGCUCGCAGUGUGGAAAGCGUUUCAGUCUGGUAGGAAACCUAAAGAGACACCAGCUAACCCACACAGUAGAGAAGCCUUACCUCUGCUCUCAUUGUGGGAAGAGUUUCAGUCAGUUACACCAUCUAAAGACACACCAGUUAAUUCACACAGGAGAGAAACCAUAUCACUGCUCUCAAUGUGGGAAGAGUUUCAGUCAUCCAAAAGACUUAAAGUCACACCAGAGAACUCACACAGGAGAGAAGCCAUUCCACUGCUCCCAAUGUGGAAAGAGUUUCAGUCAGUUAUCAACUCUGAAAAAACACCAGCUAACUCACACAGGAGAGAAGCCUUACCACUGCUCUCAAUGUGGGAAGUGUUUCACCAGGUUAUAUCAACUGAAGGCACACCAGAUAACGCACACAGAAGAAAAACCUUACCACUGCUCUCAAUGUGGCGAUAGUUUCACCAGUUCAUAUUUCCUAAAGAAACACCAGCUAAUUCACACGGGAGAAAAGCCAUUCCACUGCUCCCAGUGUGGGAAGAAUUUCAGUCAUUCAUCAACUUUGAAGACACAUCAGAUAACUCACACAGGAGAGAAGCCUCACCGCUGCUCUCAGUGUGGGAAGAGUUUUGGUCAUUCAUCAACUCUCAAGACACAUCAGAUAACUCACACAGGAGAGAAGCCUCACCGCUGCUCUCAGUGUGGGAAGAGUUUCAGCCAGUCAUCAACUUUGAAGAAACAUCAGAGAACUCACUCAGGAGGAAAGCUGUGUCAUCAGAGCUGAAGACACUAGCUUAUUGACAUAGGGAAGAAGCCUAAACUCUGCUGUCAAUAUGGGUAUAGUUUCACCAGUUUAUAUUAAUAAAAUAUAACACCAACUAAUUAUGACUAACAAUAACUUAACUGGUUACUUAAAGGGGGAAAAAACUUGCAAAGGAGUGUGGAACAUGAUGUCUGUGUGGAAAGCUUCAGUCAGGCAUCAAAUUUGAAGACACACCAUUUAACUCGCACAGUAGAGAAGCCUUACUGUGUUCUGGAGUUGUUUGAAUAUUGUUUAUUGAAAUUAAGCUGGUAUGUUCACAAUAAGCCAUUAUCAUCAUAUCACUUUUUCAGGAAUCACCAAAAAGUCAGUUUUACAGAAACUGUAUUUAUUUUGUUGAUGCUUAACAGACAUGGCUUGUCAAUGUCAGUAUUUCCACUAUACAGCUGUCUUUUUGGGAAUGCAAUACUUUCUAUACCAGCAGACCUUCAGCAGCCACAACGGACAGUUCGGUGAAGUUGUAUUUGCCAUUGUGGAAUCCAUAGCUAAUAUCUGUCCAUAGAGAAUCCUCAGUAAUCAGACAUCAUAUAUUCUAGUUGGAUUUCUAUAAUCAAUUUUUUUUUUUAAGUUGAAAAAAUUAUAUAAUUUAGUCAGAAAAAAUGUAUGCAACAAAAACUUCUAAUUAGUGGAAUAUAACCAAAAAUGAAGAAACAUAUUGUAUUUCAAUUACUAAGCUCAGUCUCCUGUCUUAGUUUAUUAUGGAAGGUUGAAGGUUCAUUAUUUCUGGUGCUUUACAGAUAGGCUAUACUGUAAGUAAGGCAGUGGCGGUCGGUGCUGUUUAAGAUGAGGAUGAUUAUAAUUUGUAGUUUUUUAUGAGCCUUAUUUCUAUUACAGGAUGAUUUGUUUAUGCCUUUUAGAUGAUAUUGUCAUUCAUAUUCCAUUCACCCAGUUUAAUGUAACAUCGAUAGGUUUAGGCUACUACAUGAUACUCAUUUUCCCUGUACCCAUCAUGAGGUUGCUACAACCUGGCCUAUGAAUUAAAGUUUAAAACAUACAGUUUUACAGUCCCAGUCAAAAGUUUGAACACACCUACUCUUGGCAGUCACUCAACCAGCUUCAGGAUGAAUGCUUUUCCAACUGUCUUGAAGGAGUUCCCACAUAUGCUGAGCACUUGUUGGCUGCUUUUCCUUCACUCUGCGGUCCAACUCAUCCCAAACCAUCUCAAUUGGGUUGAGGUCGGGUGAUUGUGGAGGCCAGGUCAUCUGAUGUAGCAUUGCAACUUUUUGUUUGUUUUGUUGCUAGCUACAAUGGUAUCUUCAACCUAGCCUAGCUUUUAGCUAGCUAGAUGCUCUGCAAUGCUCGCUGUGCCCUGAAUUCCCCAUUUAACCUUUUUCACAUUUUGGUGCCUUUAAAAUUAAAUCUGAAAAAUUAUUCAAUUAGACCAUUUUUCCUACAGAUUUACUCCAUAUUUUCAAAGUGAAAGAAGGUUAUACAAUUUUCCAAAUUAAGAAAAAAAUAUAUAGUAAUUGGAUAAGUCUCCACGCCCCUAAGUUAAUACUUGGUGGAAGCACCUUUGUCAGCCAUUACAGCUGUGAAUCAUUUGGAAUAAGAUUUGACCAAAUUUGCACAACUGUUAGGGCUACAUAUAUCCAUUGUUUUUGUCAAAAUUGCUCAAGCUCAUUACAUUUGGUUGGGAAUCAUUGAUGGAUUGCAGUAUUCAAACCUGAUUUUUCUCAGAUUUUUAUUAAGCAAAUUUAAAUCAAGACUGAGACUAGACGAUUCCAGAACACUUAACACCGCUUGGAAAUCCAUUUUGGUGUGUCUUUGGCAAAAACAUUUGUGUAAUUGUCUGGCUGAAAAGUUGUAUCCUAUCCCAAGGUUUUCAGAAGACUGAGACUGGUUUUCCUCUAACUUUUUACCUUUCAUAUUUCAUUGGAUCCUGACAAACUCCCCACUCCCAGCCAACGGCAAGCAUACCCAUAACAUGAUGCUGCCACCACAAUACUUGAAAAUAGACUGUUUCAGUAUGUGUUGGAUUGGAUUUGACACAACCUUGUAGUUUUUAAUUUAUGCCAAAAGGUUUUGUCUUGCAGUAUUACUUAACAGCCUUGUUGCUAACAGAAUGGGAGUGGAUUCUUUAACACACGCUUCUUCAUUUUCACUUUGUCAUACAGGCCAGUAACAUGGAGUGAAUCAAAUCAAAUUGUAUUGCUCACAUGGUUAACAGAUGUUAAUGCGAGUGUAGUGAAUGCAAUGAUGUUGAUCCCUUUUGGAUUUUUUAAGUAUUGUGGUGGCAGCAUCAUGUUAUGGGUAUGCUUGUCACCGGCAGGGAAGUGAAUUAUCAAUAGGUUCUGAAAGAGGAAACAUUAACAACUUGAGAAAGGAAGGUUAGCUAGAAAGUCACAGUCUGUAUGCCACAUUAUUGUAGCUAUUAGAAAGCUAUUCAUCACGAAACUUGAACAAAAAUUGAUUUAAUCCACAGAUGGGUCCUUUGGAGGAAGGAUUGUUGACAUAUAUUUGACAUUUGUAUCUUAAAGCAUAUUUGAGAAUAACUAAUUGAAGUUGGAACAUUUGAGUAACAGCUGAACGGAACAUGACGAGAGGCGGGGAGUGUGUUGUGCACUUCCAUUCAAGUUGAUUGGCGAAGUUACAUCGACAUUGUUGUCGUAUUGGGUUAGAUGUGAUGGUAGAAAGACUUGAAUUUAGCAUUGAUGAAAUCAAAGUUUAUUUGUCACGUGCGCCGAAUACAACAGGUGUAGACUUUACAGUGAAAUGCUUACUUACAGGCUCUAACCAAUAGUGCAAAAAAGGUAUUAGGUGAACAAUAGGUAGGUAAAGAAAUAAAACAACAGUAAAAAGACAGGCUAUAUACAGUAGCGAGGCUAUAAAAGUAGCAAGGCUACAUACAGACACCGGUUAGUCAGGCUGAUUGAGAUAGUAUGUACAUGUAGAUAUGGUUAAAGUGACUAUGCAUAUAUGAUGAACAGA
Molecule: messenger RNA, 5290 nt
Organism: Salmo salar (Atlantic salmon)
Lineage: Eukaryota; Metazoa; Chordata; Actinopteri; Salmoniformes; Salmonidae
Source: RefSeq, a predicted model, not a curated record